Messenger RNA from Amaranthus tricolor (Joseph's coat), 1747 nucleotides. Its product is annotated as transcription factor bHLH10-like. Gene Ontology annotation, biological process: regulation of DNA-templated transcription; anther wall tapetum development. The coding region runs from base 444 to 1652 and encodes 402 amino acids. Gene Ontology annotation, molecular function: protein dimerization activity. The transcript is spliced from 3 exons. The record is from RefSeq and is a predicted model, not a curated record. NCBI's taxonomy places the organism in Eukaryota, Viridiplantae, Streptophyta, Magnoliopsida, Caryophyllales, Amaranthaceae.
AUUUCCUAUUUUCGAAAUAGUAACUUUUUAUAAUUUUUAGUUAUAUAUAACUCAAAAUAUAAAUAAUCAAAACAACACGUUAAAUUGCAUAAAAACAUAAAAUGUAAAGUAAAAUGCAACAGAGAAAGUAAUGUUUAAUGACCUUUUUAUUUUUAGUUCGUCUUGUGUGAGAUCGUCUCACCGUCAGAUGAGUCUACAAAAGGCUCAUCAAAAGAAACAUUAAAAAAAAUGAAGCUGAAUUUCCACUUAUACGAAAGCAGUUUUUUUAAAUAGUUAACGCAGAUUCAAUUGAAAUCACCUCAUAGUGAUACGGUUUUCAAUAGAAAAUUAGUGUUUAAUUUUAGUUUUAAAUAUUUUUUUUGCCUUACUUAAAAACAAAGAACUGAUCUUGUGCAGUGAAAAAAUCCCCACAAAACAAAAGAAGCAAGAAGAAUACACAGAAAAUGUAUGAUCAGACAGAACCUGCUGAAAGUUUAGACCCCAUAAACAUCCCCAAAACAGCUUCUGCAACUGUUACAGAAAAAACUUCUGAUUACACUUGGGGCCCCACAAAAGUGAAUAAUUUUUAUACCCAUAAUCAUGAAAUGGGUAUUACCCAUUUUGAUGAAUUAAACCCAUAUCCUACAACUGAUCUUCUCACACUUCUCCAUUUACCUAAAUACUCUUUUACUUCUUCAUCUAACACUCCUCUUCUUUCUCCAACUUCCUCCUUUGGAAGUUCUGCUUUUAAUUUCCCAAGUGUGAUGGUGGAUAAUCCAUCUGGAGCUGGGUCUGGGUCUUCUACUAUUUCACAUGAUCCUUUGUUUCAUCUUAACUUUCCAUUGAGUCAACUUAUGUUUCAACAAUCUUUUACUGAUGGGUUUAAUACUGAAAGAGAGAUUGAUGUUUGUGGAAAUAUGAAUGGAAAUGGAAAUUCAUCUUUUUUGUUUGGUGCAAUUAAUGAUGGUGAAGGAAAUACAAAUACUAUAAAUGGGUAUUAUCAUGAUGAUAAUCAUCCUCUUUUUCAUGAUUUUAAUGGAGUUUUUGAGUUUGGUAAAGAUGAUAAAAAAGUGGGUAAAUUACCUAAGACUUCAUUUACUGAGAAACAAAGAAGGAAAAACUUCAGUGACAAGUACCAAGAUCUGAGGAGCCUAAUUCCCAAUCAAACUAAGGAUGAUAGAGCAUCAAUAAUAUUAGAUGCAAUAAAUCACAUUAAGGAGCUAAAAAGAACACUUGGAGAACUCAAAAUCCUGGUUGCUAAGAAGAGGAUGAAUAAUCUCAAGCCUGAUCAACAAAACCCGGGUCGUGAACCCGACCCAGAAGAGGUAUUAAACGGGUUAACCGCCAUGCAACUUCGAAGCUCAUGGGUUCAUAGGAAGUGCAAGGACAUAGAACUCGACGUUCGAAUUUUAGACGAUGAAAUAAGCAUUAAAAUAGCGCAGCGCAAGAAAAUUAACUGUUUAUUGUCUAUUUCAAGGAUUCUUGAUGAAUUCGGGUUAGAUUUACACCAUGUUGUUGGAGCUCUUGUCGGAGAUUAUUACACUUUUCUUUUUAACGCUAAGAUAUGUGAAGGGUCAUCAGUUAAUGCAAGUGAAAUUGCAAAUAAGGUUAUAGAUGUUGUGGAGAGACAGCAUGUUGCUGCUGUUGCUGUUGCAACCACUUCUGGUUUUUAGUUGCAUGUUACAAUUAAGUGGUGUUUGAUUUUGACGGAAAAUAUUUAAAAAAAAAAAUAAAAAUCAUAUCAAGUCCUUUGUGUCUUUUGAGCUCA